CGGGCUGUUGGCCACCCCAAAAAUCCUCAACCAUUUGCCUUCACACCUUCAACGGAAAGCUGAUGAAAUAAACCAGACAAUACUAACAGGAUAGAAUUGCUUUCUUGACUGGCUUUAGAGUGUUUCAAAAAGUUGAGGCGGUGGUCCCUUCAUCCUUCCGCUUUUUUCUCGACCUCAAAUGAAAACCUUUGCGCACCCCUGCUAUCAAGUUUUGUUUUUUCACUGCACUGAAUCCAAUCGCGUAUCCACAGUGUUUGAAAAAGUGGACGAAUUGAAGGAGUGUUGUGUGGAGCGGGCCAAGGAAAGAAUCGCUCCUGGGCAGGUGAGGGCAUCCGAUUGGUUGAAAUGUCAACCCCCGCAGCCACACCUGCCCGAGGCGCCUCCUUGAUCACGACGCCCGGCGAGGUGGCGCGAUUUACGAACAUUAAGUGAGCCACUGGGUUACAGUUGUGUCGCUUUCUGCUCGGUGGCUUUUUUCAAACAUUUCCUCCGCAUUUUAAAACUAAGAGAAAAAAAAAUGGCAGACUGGAAGACCCAGAUAAGCUACAACUACAACGCGUCCUACCACGCCUACGCGUACGGCCUCAUGUAUCAAUCCGGGCACGAACAGAACCACUGCCACGUUACCGGCUGGGGCGAAGCACCGCCGCCCGAUUUUACCAACUACUCACCCGGGGUGACGCAAGUUUACUACGCCGCCGCCGCCAGGACCCGCGAAGAGUCUCCGCCUCGUAGCCCGGAGCAGCACGUCGCCAACGGUCAUUGCCAUUACCAGGGCUCCGGUCUCGUGUACCUCGGCGAAAGUCAAGCUGGUCGCUUGCUUCUCGCUGGAACGCACCGAGCCGCCGGAGAAAGCGGGAGGGCCGCCAGCGACUCCACAAGUGACUCGGAGGCCCACGCCUCUCCCGAUUCAUGGAGUUUUAGUAGCGGGCGAGAAAGCGGCCUUCCGCAGGCAGACCCUGCCACGUGGGUGAAGAAAGAGCUCCGCGAUGACACAUACAGCAGGAGCAGGAGCCCUGACGCAGGAGACCGCGUUUCCAGCUCGCUGAUGGAGGAGCUGCCCUCCUGCAACGAUGUGGGCAACCAGAACGCUAACGCUUUCUCCGCGCAAGCGCCUUUUCCGGCCCCGAACAAACCAAGCUCUAACGCCGAGACCCCUAAAGGAAAGGUGCGCGUUUCCUUUUCCGAAAGCCAGAUGCACACUCUUGUCCAGCGUUUCAGCGUGCAGAGAUACCUCACCCCGGCCGAGAUGAAGAACCUCGCUGAACUCACGGGGCUUACCUACAAACAGGUGAAGACAUGGUUUCAAAAUCGAAGGAUGAAGCUGAGGAGACACCAGAAGGACAACAACUGGGUGUCAGAACGCUACACCGCCACCAAGAGUCGCAGCCGAGCCACCCCCCUUAGCGGAACUGUCAUUAACCACGUUCCACCUUAUCAACUAGAGACCCAAAGACCGCCACUCAAGGAGUACUACAAUCACCCCAUGAUGGACGCAACCUUCAAGAAGCCGGCGCCGCAGAACCUGGCCUUCUAUCUUGCUCGGAUGGGCAGUUCUGGUGGCUCCGCUCCUUUGUCCGCGUGGUCAUCUGGCCCGCCUCAAGCCGCGAUGCCCACUCGGCCACAGGCGGUUGGCUGGGCUGUGCCUGCGGGCUUCAACCAGCACGAAUACAACUCGGGUGUGUUCCAGUCAACCGGCAACAUGGAGCCUGACACCAGUUUUGAUGGCAAAGAUGCAGUGUCUGUCACCAGCCCGAACUCGCCAAUUACAGUCAUUGUACCUAACUUGGGCCAGUAGGGCGCAUCUGUUGUGUAUUCUCCGCAAGGGUCCUGAGAUUAGAAUUCUUUUUUCAGGCCAGUGGAUGUACAGAGGUCUUACAGCGGAGCAAAAAUAUUUUGCCCUUUUACCACCAAGUUUUAUUUUUUUAUAUGCGACUAUUUAAAGUUUCAGUGCUCGACGUACUUGUUAACAUCACCAUGCAUUGAGGUUUGGGGUUUUUUUUUUUUUUUUUUUUUUUUUGAAAGUGUGAAGAUAAGGACCAAUUCAAUCUGCGUCAUAAAUACUUUUGUGUGGAAACCAA
Hippocampus comes (tiger tail seahorse) is the source of this 2081-nucleotide messenger RNA. RefSeq names its product nanog homeobox (gene nanog). Gene Ontology annotation, cellular component: nucleus. Gene Ontology annotation, biological process: regulation of transcription by RNA polymerase II; cell differentiation. NCBI's taxonomy places the organism in Eukaryota, Metazoa, Chordata, Actinopteri, Syngnathiformes, Syngnathidae. Gene Ontology annotation, molecular function: DNA-binding transcription factor activity, RNA polymerase II-specific; RNA polymerase II cis-regulatory region sequence-specific DNA binding. The record is from RefSeq and is a predicted model, not a curated record. The transcript has 4 exons. Bases 518 to 1798 code for a protein of 426 amino acids.